AUGACACCAGCUACGACAAUGAGCAAUCCGGGAGAUUUUGAUGCUGUCCGCAAGGACAUAGUUGCUGAGCUGAAGAAACCUGGAUACGAUGACGGCAGUGCUGGUCCUGUCUUCGUCCGUCUAGCCUGGCAUGCUUCCGGCACCUAUGACAAGGAAACAGACACUGGCGGCUCCAACGGCGCUGGCAUGCGCUAUGAAGGUGAAGGAGGCGACCCCGCCAACGCCGGUCUCGAAUACGCCCGCUCAUUCCUCGAGCCCGUCAAGAGACGGCAUCCCUGGAUCACAUACUCAGACCUCUGGACCCUGGCCGGCGUUGUAGCCAUCAAAGCCAUGGGUGGACCCAGUAUCGCCUGGAAGCCUGGCCGGACCGAUUUCGUCGACGACUCCAAGCUCCCCCCACGCGGUCGCCUUCCUGACGCCUCGCAGGGCACCGACCAUCUCCGCCACGUCUUCUAUCGCAUGGGCUUCAAUGACCAGGAGAUCGUAGCAUUAUCCGGCGCACACACUCUUGGCCGCACGCAUAUGAACCGCAGCGGCUACGAAGGGCCAUGGGUCAACAACCCAACGCGCUUCUCGAAUCAGUAUUUCAAGCUCCUGACGACGCUGGAGUGGCAGCCCACGACGCUGUCGAAUGGUGUGAAGCAGUUUAACUAUGUGGAUCCGGACGUGUCGGAAGACGAGAAGGACCAGCCGCUGAUGAUGUUGCCGACGGAUAUGGCGCUGUUGUCGGAUCCGGUGUUUGCUAAGUGGGUUAAGGUGUAUGCGGAAGACAAGGAGAUGUUUUUCAGCCACUUUGCAAAGGUGUUUGCGAAGUUGUUGGAGUUGGGAAUUAGGCGGGACGCCCAGGGGAGGGUCAUCAAUACGGAUGACACACUGGGGGGGUAUAUUUCUGCGCCGAAGAAGAUUGAUGAGCCAAGGGCGAGAUUGUGA
Molecule: messenger RNA, 930 nt
Organism: Paracoccidioides brasiliensis Pb18
Exons: 2
Coding region: 1-930 (309 amino acids)
Biological process (GO): response to reactive oxygen species; hydrogen peroxide catabolic process; cellular response to oxidative stress
Molecular function (GO): heme binding; peroxidase activity
Source: RefSeq, a predicted model, not a curated record